GGGAUUUGUAGUUUUUUACACCGCCCAGUUACGUCAGCGGAAGUAGUUUGAGCGGACGUGAGCGAGGUCACAUUGGACCUGUGUUGUAAUGUUUUGAGAAACACCAUCGUUAUGGAGGCAGUUAACGCAGAGGAGAUGCACCUGAGGCACGUGGAAACAGACGUCCUGAUCCCCAAGAUGAUGAGGGAGAAAGCCAAGGAGCUCUGUGUGGAGAAAGUAGAAGCCUUCGGAAAAUGCUGUAGAGAAUCUGGUUUCUUCAUGGUGUUCAAGUGUCGAGAGGAGAAUUCAGCACUGAAGGAAUGUCUGACACAAUACUACAGGGACCCUGUGUUUUACGAGGAGUGUAAGCAGGAGUACAUCCGAGAGAAACUGGAGUUUAUAAGGACGGGGAUCCCUACGAAGAACAGGAAACAAAAACUCCCAGUGAGCAUGUAAUGAACAACAUGACACCCAAACAACUUCCCUCCUCCGUACCGGGGAUACACGGUCAUCUGAGAGGCCUCAUUCAUGUUUAAACACACAUGGGAUCUGUAACUGAAGCUGCUAUGACAGCUACAUAAUCAAUAACUAUUUGUUAUUUUCUGUAUAUUUGCUAAAUGUUUUCCACAGAUGGCUGCCACUUGUAGAAUGAUCUGCGUCACAUGACUGAAUCUGAGGGAUUUACAUUCAAUUUACCAAUAAUCUUAGUGAUCAAUGUCACUGCAGCACUUUGGCUUUGGAGGAAUAGAUGCAGUUGUCAGUAGAUUGAUGCUAAACAUUUGCUGUUUAUUGCAAUUACUACCAAGUGGUAAUGAGGAGUGUAGCAUUUUUCCACUGCUUGGCUCCCCACAUCCUCAUCAACAGUAAUAUGAACAUCCUGAACAAAAAGACACAAGUUCAGAUGUGUACUGUGUUUAUUAAAGAGAAAUAACUAAACAAAGCCGGUAAGAAAACUGUAAAUGUCAACAUUGUAAAUAUUCUGUGGCAGUAAAGUCUUUGUGAAAUGAAA
This is a messenger RNA of Pleuronectes platessa (European plaice), 988 nucleotides long. RefSeq names its product C-x(9)-C motif containing 1 (gene cmc1). The coding region runs from base 112 to 435 and encodes 107 amino acids. The record is from RefSeq and is a predicted model, not a curated record. The transcript is spliced from 4 exons. Gene Ontology annotation, cellular component: mitochondrion. NCBI's taxonomy places the organism in Eukaryota, Metazoa, Chordata, Actinopteri, Pleuronectiformes, Pleuronectidae.